Molecule: messenger RNA, 5104 nt
Organism: Ylistrum balloti
Lineage: Eukaryota; Metazoa; Mollusca; Bivalvia; Pectinida; Pectinidae
Product: transmembrane protein 135-like
Exons: 13
Coding region: 1-1365 (454 amino acids)
Source: RefSeq, a predicted model, not a curated record
AUGGUUGUCUUCGGCAAACCGACGAGUGUUCCCUACAGUUGCUAUGAACUUGGACACACAUGGACACCCUCUUGUACAAAGGCAUCUCUCGGAGUAUCUCUUGAUGUCCUUAAAGAAGCCCUGAAAAUAUAUGGCAGCCUCUAUUUGAUUGCUGGAAUUGUAAAGAAAAGAGGCAAGAAAUAUUUUCAGCAUAAAUGGUUAGCAGAGACCUUUCAGUCAACCUUGUUUCUAACAACAAAUGGAACCUUAUUUUUGACAUUCUUCUGUCUAUGGAGGAAAAUCCUAGGCCGAUUCUAUUUACCUACCUUGUCAUUUAUUCCUGCUGCAACAGCUUCGUUUGUUGGAAUCCUUGUUGAGAGGGCAUCCAGGAGAGGCCUUCUUGCUACCUACAUGGCUAAUGUGGCUACAGAGACAUUCUACCGAAUGGCAUUGUCCAGAGGAUGGGUCGGUUCUCUUCCACAUGGGGAGGUACUGCUGUUCAGUGUUGCCAUGGCUAUUUAUCUUUACCUCUACAAGAGAAAUAGCCUGCCAGCAUCUGCAAUUAAAGCAUUUAGGUUUCUGGUGGGUAAAGAGGAACUUCCAGCUUCUGUACUGGACGAAGAGCCUACAGUCCAAAAACGCAGUUCCUCCAAGUCAGGUCAAGAAGCAAAGGGGACUAAAUUCAGUACUCUCCGAUCUGUCCUGUCCUGGCUUCAAGGCCAGUCCAAACAUCGUUUAUGUAAACAUCAACAUAGCUGUGUUUACUAUGUAAUGCAGGGGUUCACUAAGAUGUUUGGAUUAGGCUUUGUGAUCCAGGGAGGAAUCAAGCUUGUCAGUGCCCUACCAAGACUUGUCAAACAGCCAAAUGCUUUACUACAAGCAGUUAAACACCGUGACAAUUUAAAGUUAGCAGCAUUCUUUGGAUGUUUUAAUGCAAUCUUCAAGGCAGUAAACUGCUGUUUGCGACAUGCCCGUAAUAGUGACAGUGAUUUCCAUGGUCUACUGGGGGGAUUCUUGGCUGGUUGGUCUAUGCUGUGGUACAAGAGUGUCACUGUUGCCUUAUAUACUGCUUUUAAACUUGCAGAGGUUCUGUACUUUAAAGGAAUAGAGAAGAAUUUGUUGCCUUAUAUAGCAUGUGCUGAUAUUAUAAUAUAUUCCAUUUCUACUGCCUUUGUCUUUCAUACUGCAGUUGUUGAGCCCCACAAUCUGCGACCAGCAUACUGGAACUUCUUACUCAGAGUUACAGGCAACAAGUUUGCAUUGAUGAAUAGACAGCUGAUAGAGCCGUUUGUACCUGGUUCCGCUAAACUUUUCCCUGAUUUCUGGCCAAACUAUGAUUCUCGCUUCACAGAUCUUGUUCGUCCAGCAGAAUUAAUUACUAGCUAACCUCAGGAGAUUUCUAGGGAAAAAUGAAAACCCUAAUGACCUCACAUGGAAAUGCACAAAUGCUGAUAUCAGUAAAGGGUACUGGAGCUGUACAUGUUGGCUUCAACUGAGGACACACAAGGACAUGUUGACCUCUAAUGAUGAUACCAGGACAUCUUGACCUCUACUGAUGAUACAAGGACAUGAUGACCUCUACUGAUGAUACAAGGACAUGUUGACCUCUACUGAUGAUACAUUGUCAUGUUGACCUCUACUGACGAUACAUUGUCAUGUUGACCUCUAUUGAUGAUACAUUGUCAUGUUGACCUCUACUGAUGAUACAGUCAUGUUGACCUCUACUGAUGAUACAGAGUUGUGUUGACCUCUAUUGAUGAUACAAGGACAUGUUGACCUCUACUGAUGAUACAAGGACAUGUUGACCUCUACUUAUGAUACGUAGUCAUGUUGACCUCUACUGAUGAUACGUAGUCAUGUUGACCUCUACUGAUGAUACAGUCAUGUUGACCUCUAUUGAUGAUGCAUAGGCAUUUUGACCUCUACUGAUGAUACAUAGUCAUUUUGACCUCUACUGAUGAUACAUAGUCAUGUUGACCUCUACUGAUGAUACAUAGUCAUGUUGACCUCUACUGAUAACACCAGGGACAUUUUCACCUAUACUGACAACACCACUUGUGACUUAUUCUGUUGAUAUAUGAGGACAAUUGGGUCUACUUGAGUUAGCUGCCUAUGACAUAUGCUGAUAAUCUGUGAUGGUGUAUAUGGUGAUGAUUCCUUAAUUCAGGUUUUGCUAGUCAGGGUAUUAAACCAUCUUUUUGGUUGAAUGUGAUUUGAUCAAGAUGAGGUAUUUAUACUAUUAACUUACUGUAUAAUUGUGAUUGAGUGUAAGUGAUGUUUCUUUUUAUCCCUCAUUUGACUUUACUUUGGUAUAAAAAGUCUAAAGGACUUACACUGAUACAGUGUUAUUGAUGUCUGCAAAAUGUGCUAUGAAAGUUUUUCGUACUGUCAGCUUACUGAAGGAGAGUGUGUGUUAGAGAGGGUGAGCUAGGCUGUCAGGGUUGUAUGUUAGAGUAUAAGUGUUAGUGUUAGAAAACAUGUGUAAGGGUGUGUGUUAGUGUUGUGUAUUAGUGUACAUGUGUUAGAGUGUGUGUUAGUGUUGUGUAUUAGUGUACAUGUGUAAGGGUGUGUGUUAGUGUUGUGUAUUAGUGUACAUGUGUAAGAGUGUGUGUUAGUGUUGUGUAUUAGUGUACAUGUGUAAGGGUGUGUGUUAGGGUUAUGUAUUAGUGUACAUGUGUAAGGGUGUGUGUUAGCGUUAUGUAUUAGUGUACAUGUGUAAGAGUGUGUGUUAGGGUUAUGUAUUAGUGUACAUGUGUUAGGGCGUUUGUUAGGGUUAUGUAUUAGUGUACAUGUGUAAGGGUGUGUGUUAGGGUUGUGUAUUAGUGUACAUGUGUAAGGGUGUUUGUUAGUGUUAUGUAUUAGUGUACAUGUGUAAGGGUGUGUGUUAGUGUUGUGUAUUAGUGUAUGUGUGUAACGGUGUGUGUUAGGGUUGUGUAUUAGUGUACAUGUGUAAGGGUGUAUGUUAGUGUUGUGUAUUAGUGUACAUGUGUAAGGGUGUGUGCUAGUGUUGUGUAUUAGUGUACGUGUGUAACGGUGUGUGUUAGUGUUGUGUAUUAGUGUACAUGUGUUAGGGCGUUUGUUAGUGUUGUGUAUUAGUGUACAUGUGUUAGGGUGUGUGUUAGUGUUGUGUAUCAGUGUACAUGUGUUAUAUAGUCCUCCAUUAGUACUACUGGAGGGACUAUGGGUUUGAUUAUAUACAUGUAUACUGGGUAGUUAUGUUCUGUCUAUCAGUCUGUGUCCUGGUCACUAUGAAUGCAGAGUUAUGGCCCUUUACAUAGCCUUUAAUCUGUUUCCUUCAAGCCAAAUUAUGUCUACAGAUUCCUUAACAAAGAUUGCAACCAACAUCCACUCAAAACCAUGAUUACAUCAAACAUCUAAUCAAAACCAAGAUUGAACCAAACAUCCAAUCAAAACCAAGAUUGAACCAAACAUCCAAUCAAAACCAAGAUUGCACCUAACUUCCUAUCACAAAAAAACUUGCGUUGAAAUUUUUUUAAUGCCAAAUUAUAUUCAUUUUUUUCACAAAGUAUGAACUGAUAGAAAUACACUUGUAGGUUAUCUUGAUUUAGUUGUAUUAGCUAGACAAAGUUCUUCAGUUCAUAGAAAAGUCUUUUUAGUGAGCUAUAUAAAGAAUGAGUGUAGCACAUGUGUGUUAGUAUACAAGAUAACAGAUAUAACUGUUCUGUGAUUUUUUGUAAUACUUCAGUCUUAUUAUUCUGAUAUAUAUUUUUUCCAAAUGUCACUUUUCGUAUAUUUCUAUAUUUCAAUAUUACAUGUGAGAUACAAUGAAGCUUAUGGAACCUGUUAUAUAUCCCUGUGCUUAUUGAAAAUUGUGAGAACAAGAGCUUGAAUUUUGUUUGGUAGAAUAAUCUGAUUAUGAUAAUCACAUUUACUGAAAAAAUAAUCUUUUUUUUUUUUAAAUCAAAUGAUUGUUUGCAAUAAUCUUACAAGACUAGUUGCUGACGGAGAUUACACAGUAUGAAGGGAUGGUAUUAGUUGGUAAGUCUAGUUUACAGAAGUCCCUGUUAUAAUCCUUAUUUAUGUGCUUUAAUAUCUUGAAUGUCAACUACAGUUGACUUUAAACAAGUCCACAUUUUUGUUUCCUUCUCACAGGAGUGACCUAGCUUUGUACUAAACUAUUGCCCAGUAUUUAGGAAAUCCCAUCUCCUUUCUUUGAGUUGGUCCAGAAUUUUUUGGUAUUUAAAUCCUGUAAUUUUUGACAAUCAUACCUAGUCUGUUUUGUAAUCAAAGUCUUUUGUGUAAUGGAUUCAUUGAUGGAAGGGAAGUAAGUCUUUUCAUUUAUUUAUCCUUUUGUUCUUGUGAUAGAUGGGCAAGUUUGCCGGUAUUUUAUACAUGUAUAAGAUGUUUUUAGUGUUUUAUGUCUACACCUGUGUACCCAAGUCCACCAUAGGUGCAUGUUUUACCUUUUCUCAAGGGAUGGGCUUAUUACAGGACAUUGAUUAACAUCUCUUUGUAAUUCUUCUGAUCAACAUCAUAUUAUAUGUGGGGGUUUAAAAUCUGAUUUUAUUACUCGGCAGAUUUGGUGUGUGCUAAAAAUAUCACAAAACUGCACAUAGAUGCUAACCUUUAUAAUAACCAAUUACUAUAUGAACCUGUAUCUGAUGUUUGCCCUGGCUAAAUCUACCUACUUCUAAUGAUAUCCAAACAAAGUUGUUUUAAUCAUCAAUACAACAAAUUAUUGAUAUCAAGGUUUGUUGAAAUUGACUGAAGCGAUGCCAUUGUUCAUCAAACUUAUGAAGAAAGCAACAUGGAAAUUCUGUAGUUUGUUAAGAUUGAAAUUAUGUUUUUGUAUCAGAUAUCUGAUUAGCUACUGACCUUAAGCAGGGUUCUUUGACCAUUGGCCUGUGUAUCUGAGGCCAGUCAGAUAGUGAUAACCUCUCAAGUUAUAGUUUGUUAAGGUUGAUACUCAUUUGUGUAGAGAAUUUGUAACUAUUGACAGUAUGUAUAUGUGUUGUAGAAUACAGUGGGUGAUCAAUUUGUGGCAAUUUUAUUAUCAUGCAAUCGAACAAUAUUUUUGUAUAAAAGAGGUUUGCUUUACAGAACUGUUGUAAAGGGAUCAAGAAUUCUAUAGAACAUUAUUUUCUAAAUAAAUGAUUUGACAAAA